Messenger RNA from Myxocyprinus asiaticus (Chinese sucker), 3952 nucleotides. RefSeq names its product tumor necrosis factor receptor superfamily member 11A-like. Gene Ontology annotation, cellular component: external side of plasma membrane. Gene Ontology annotation, molecular function: tumor necrosis factor receptor activity; cytokine binding. Lineage: Eukaryota; Metazoa; Chordata; Actinopteri; Cypriniformes; Catostomidae. Gene Ontology annotation, biological process: lymph node development; ossification; response to interleukin-1. The coding region runs from base 218 to 1960 and encodes 580 amino acids. The transcript is spliced from 10 exons. The record is from RefSeq and is a predicted model, not a curated record.
GCAGCAGAGGCGUGGGUGAGUGAACAUCAUGGGACAUGCUCUCUGGGAACGAACUACAGCAGUCUGGAGCGUGGACAUACCUUAUAUCCUAUUCCUGUGAUACUGAGAGCGUACACGAGUCUUCUGCAGUUCCUUAGUGGACAGUACAACAGUACUGAAACUGCUAAACUGAAAUAACUGGGCACUGUUUAAUCGGCGUGUUUCCAACUUUAGAAUAAUGAGAGUGAUUUUUUCAGCUAAUUGGAUAUUUCAAGGAUGGAUCACACACUUGGUUCUUGCUCUGUGCACGCAGGCAGGAUUGGCCAUAAACUGCCUCCAAUACCAGUAUGAAUACAACAGAACCUGCUGCAGUAAAUGUGAACCAGGAAAGUAUGUUUUCGCGCAUUGCACUGGCAGCUCGCACACAAUGUGUCGUGAUUGUGGCAGUGAUGAGUACCAGCCAGACUGGAACAGUGAGAUGAAAUGUAUUCCUCAGAAGUUCUGCGAUGAAGGUAAAGGGUUUUACCGCACCCGUCCACACAACCCCAUAGCGGCUGAACCCUGUCGGUGCAAACAGGGUUUCCACUGUUCUCUGAUCAACUGCGAGUACUGUGAGGCAAUUAAAAAAUGCCCUGCUGGAGAAGGGGUUGUGAUACGUGAGAAUGGCAGAGCUUCCUGUGUCUCAUGUCAAUAUGGAUUUUUCUCUGAAUCCCUGUCAAUAGAAGCCUGCAAGAAAUGGACAGACUGUAAAGCCAUCGGCAAGACCGAGAAACAGCCAGGAAGCAGUAAGACAGAUGUGGUGUGUGGACUCCAUUCUCCUGGUCCUAUGACACCCUGGGUGGUGGUGGCCAUUCUCUCAUUCAUUAUCGUGGUAUCGCUGGUCGUUCUCUUCUUGUUCCGCUGUAAGGAUAAGCUGAACUUCCUCUCAGUAAAUCUACGCACUUGUGUCCAAAACCUGAAAAGGAGCAGGAAUCAGCAGGAAACUGUGAUACCUUCAUACCACUGUAGCAACGGUCCACAAACCUGUCCUCUUAUUUGCCAAGAGAAAACCCCUCCAGAGUCCCUUAUCAUGUGUCCCACCACAUUAACCAUCACUGAUGAAACCUCAAAUUGCACAGACAGGGAACAAGACCAGGACCAAGCUGACACAUCAUCAGGCAGCUCCAGUGAGGACUCUCGAGAUGGACCUGCGUCCCCACUGACAGGCAGCUCCUGCAGCUGUGCGUUCUCCAAGGAACCCAUGGAGGUUGGAGAGAAUGAGGACUGCAGUCAACUGGUGGCCACUGGUCUGGCAACAUGCCUCUCCUGCAAGACAGGAGAUGCUUUUGACACCAAAGGAGAAAAUAUGCAGGUCAUCAACCUGACAAAGCCUUUGCUAUGUGAGAACUGCUCCUCAGAGGGCCUGCCUGCUUGUGCUGGAUGUGCUGACUGUGAUUAUGUGGAUCUACAAUGUUCCCAAGAGCUCUAUCUGGACUACAGCAACCCUGCUGGUAAGAAAGCGAUGUCAGAGAUACAAUAUAGACAGAAUGAACCUUGCUGCUGCAGCAUAGACUCCACCACCAUUCCUCCCCUGCCAUCAGUCAGUGAUAAUGAGCAGGGACUGUCACUGAUCGACAGUGAAGAGCGCAAACUGUCCGACCCGGAUGCAGACACGGACUACCAGAACCAGUGCUCAGAGGCUGCUCUUACAUCUGGUCAGGUGACAGGAAACAACAACACUACUUUUAUCUCCAGUGGGCAGGUAAUGAACUUCAGCGGUGAGGUCAUCGUGGUAUACGUCAGUCAGACAUCACUGGGCAGUGGAGGGGGAACAGAGGAGCCCUUUAGUUGUCCAGUUCAAGAGGAAUCAAAUGAGGACAGUUUCCAAAAUGAGCCCAAAUCUAACAAAGGCACAGCACCGCAGGGCAAGAAUGGAGACAUCCACUGUAAGAGACACCUGCCUGUACAGGAAGUGACCAAUGACUGGUCGUGUCAGAAAUAAAGACGCCAAAAACAACCAGAAUAUUUUUUACUGGAUUGGAAUUCAUUUUUUACUUAAUUAUAAUUUUUUUGUCUUGUUUAUAUUUUUAUGAUUAUUAUUGAUUAAUGAUUGGUGUAUUGACAGCAGCUAGAGCAGGGGUUCUCAACUGGUGAGGGGUCACAGGUCUGUUGUGGUCUGGGUCGUGAAAUUAACAUGUUUAUUAACUAUUAAAAGAGAGGAGAAAAAUGCUUCCCAACAGGGCCGGUACUAGGAUGCAAUAUUUGGGGUGGGGAAACUGUCAAAGGUUCUCUCUUCAUCUGGGUCCUCCUUUGUCGUUUGCCAUCCGAUUGGGGGGACUGACUGACUGCACAAGGAAAAUCAUGUGAGGCAAUGCCAUAGAGAAGAGAAGGACAUAGCUGCAAGCAGAGCUCCAAAAAGGGGCGGGACUCUGCAGUGAGAGAGCCCCUAACCUAACCCUUUCUCUAACCCAAACGAUGUGUUGAAGUGACGCCCCCUUUUGGAGUUGGCGUGGUAACCCCACUCUCUUCUGGAGUAACUCCACCCUCUUUUGGAGAUUCUGCUCCCACUUGGAGAUCUUCAGCCUGCAGCUGUACCUACUGGGAGCUCAAUGUAUUCAGCAACGAUGACACGCAAAUCAUGUGGAAGCCCCUUAAAUCACACUUCUGCAGUUGUUUAUGCAUUUACAAAAUUACAAACAUUUUCCUGUUCAGCUUAUAUUGAUGGGCCUAUGCAAUUAAUGUUAACAGUGGCCCAGUAAAUUUUAGUCUUUGUUUACUUUAAUAUGAUAAACAAUUUCAGUAUGGUGUUGUCAAAAUCAGGGCCCUAAAGCAAAUCCAGUUGAGAACCACUGAACUACAGUGCUAUUUGAUGAAAAAUGCUAUGCAUUUGUUUACCUAUGUAUUUAUACCGUAUAAAUUAGGUACUUGUUUUGCAGUCAGCAUUUAUAUGAUAUCAGUGGUGCAUGUGCUAAUGAUUUGAUGACAGUAAAGGUCAAGAACAUUGACCCUAGAAUCUCUCAAUUUCAAACAAACCCAACGUUGAAGAGCCAAAUAAAGAGUGGCUUGGUGUGACAAGAAACCCAGGCAAAGACAAAGCCAGAGUAAGCACAAAUGCUGCCACCAGAACAAAAGCGUGGUGUUUUUCACUCUCUCAGCUUGUGCUCCUCUUUUGGCCUUUUUUCUUGGCCUGUUUGGAAAUUGAGUGAUCAGGCAGUAUCUCAUGGUGGGAACCAUUAUAUGGUGAUUUUUAAAACUCAAAUAAGUUAGCAAGUAAAAGCAAUAGUCUCAGGAUGUUGAUUUGCAGUGUCUUUAUAUUGUUAUGAAUUAAAACCAUCACUUGUACAUGUUAAAGUCAUUUUUUGUUUUGUUAUUUAUCUAACCUGACAGGUCGGUCUGACUGGAGCAGAAAAUGUAAUCAUGGACAUUAUUUACAAGCAUUAAAUGUACAGUAUAUAGUGAUUGAAUUCCAAUGUUCUGAUAGAUGAGUAGUGAUUUUCAAGUCUGCCAUUACUGUAAAUAAAGCUUGUUUGUAUGAAACUAUUGCUUUCCCUUAUAUAAGUGGGAUGGAAUGAGAAAACUAUUUGGUUUAAUGAUAAGCUGUGUUUAUUGCUUGUGCAUCACUAACCACAUACAUACUGUACUUUAUGUGGUAAAAGCCCAGUCUUCCAGCAAAACCAAUGUUGACACAAUACUUUUAAAAUAGCAGGCAAUUGCUACCAGCUGUCUCAAGCUCAAUGCAAACAUAUACUCACAAGCACUUUGUUUAGCCACUUGAGGUGAGAAUUUCACCAAAGAGAGCUGGAUGUUUGGAGUUUGAUUGGAAUAAUCACUGACUCUGUGAUGGUGCUAAGGGAACAGAGACAAUCAUGAAGAAGUGUUGCGUUUUGCCUGCCAAAACAGGAAGUUUUGACUGGUUCUUUUCAAAGAGCCCUCGUGCACAUUUGCUUACUGGUUCCCAACAUUAAAUGUGUAAUUGUCCUGCCAUCUAGUGGAC